Messenger RNA from Athene cunicularia (burrowing owl), 1562 nucleotides. It is a transcript of the gene ERLEC1, whose product is annotated as endoplasmic reticulum lectin 1. Bases 146 to 1399 code for a protein of 417 amino acids. The record is from RefSeq and is a predicted model, not a curated record. Gene Ontology annotation, cellular component: endoplasmic reticulum lumen. NCBI's taxonomy places the organism in Eukaryota, Metazoa, Chordata, Aves, Strigiformes, Strigidae. The transcript is spliced from 14 exons. Gene Ontology annotation, biological process: endoplasmic reticulum unfolded protein response; retrograde protein transport, ER to cytosol.
UCUCCUGGCAGCGGCGGCAGUGGCGGAGAGCGGCCGCGCGCUCCCUCAGCUCAGCGACGACAUCCCCUUCAGGGUGAACUGGCCCGGCACCGAAUUCAGCCUGCCUACAACUGGUGUCCUGUACAAAGAGGAUAACUAUAUUAUAAUGACCACUGUGGAUAAAGAAAAAUAUAAAUGUAUACUUCCGCUGAUAGCAAGUGGCAAUGAGGAAGAAGAAAAGGACUAUAAAGGUCCUACUCCAGGAGAGUUGCUGGAACCACUUUUUAAGCAAAGUAGCUGUUCGUAUAGAAUUGAAUCUUACUGGACUUAUGAGGUCUGCCACGGAAAACACAUCCGUCAAUAUCAUGAGGAGAAGGAAACGGGACAGAAAAUAAACAUCCAAGAAUACUAUCUGGGGAAUAUGAUGAUAAAGAACCCAUUAUCAGAACCAGAUCAAGAAGAGAAGGAAAAUCCAAAAGAGAGUGCAAAAGAGAUACCUACAAAAAAUAUAGAAGGGCAGAUGACCCCAUACUAUCCUGUAGAGAUGGGAAACGGCACACCCUGCAGCUUGAGACAAAACCUGCCCAGAUCAAGUACGGUGAUGUACAUCUGUCAUCCAGAAGCUAAACAUGAGAUUCUUUCAGUAGCAGAAGUUACAACCUGUGAAUAUGAAGUGGUUAUACUGACACCUCUGUUAUGCAGCCAUCCUAAAUAUAGGUUCAGGGCUUCCCCUGUGAAUGACAUCUUUUGCCAGUCACUGCCAGGAUCCCCACUUAAACCCCAUAAUCUGGAACAGCUGGAGAAACAGCAAGAAAUGAUGAAGAUGCCUUUUAGAAGGGUUAAGGAGGAAGAAAUGCAUUCAACAAAGGAAGAGAAAUUUUCUUCCAUUCAUAAGCCUGUUGCUGUUGGAGGCCAUCAACUGUUAACUGUGGGAACAACCCACAUCUCCAAACUGACUGAUGACCAACUUAUAAAGGAAUUUCUUAGUGGUUCCUACUGCUUCCAUGGGGGUGUUGGUUGGUGGAAGUACGAAUUCUGCUAUGGCAAAUACGUUCAUCAGUAUCAUGAGGAUAAGGAAAGUGGCAAGACAUCUGUGGUUGUGGGCACCUGGAGCAAGGAGGAACACAUUGAAUGGUCCAGGAAGAAUGCUGCUAGAACCUACUACCUUCGAGAAGAUGGCACACAGAGUGUGAGGAUGGUGUCUCAUUUCUAUGGAAAUGGAGAUGUGUGCGACUUAACAGACAAGCCAAGGCAGGUGACCGUGAAAUUGAAAUGUAAAGAAUCGGAUUCUCCUCAUGCUGUGACCAUAUACAUGUUAGAGCCUCAUUCUUGCCAGUACAUCCUUGGGGUGGAGUCUCCAGUCAUCUGUAAAAUUUUGGACACAGCCGAUGAAUAUGGACUCCUUUCAGUGCCCAGCUAAAGCCCCUGCGGGCAGCCCCAGGAAAAUCCCGUCUGCGCGAUGGCGAUGGCUUUUCACCAGCCAGCCUCACCAGCAGCAUCCUCUCAGCUGAGGGACUCGUGAACCACUUUGUGUAUAACUAUGUGUAUAUAAGAGGUUAUCGAUAAACUUUUAAUGAUUAAAA